AUGGCGAGCCCUCCUGUCCUAGCCUUCGAUACUGAGGGCCGCCCUGUGAAGUUCGACACCUGGCUUGAUGACCUACACCUCUUCCUACAGCUCACUGCCAAGGAAGACAUCUCGCUGUACGAUCAUGCCUUAGGCCACGCUACUGCUCCUGCUGCUACUGCUGACAGCACUGCCCGCUCACAGUGGCAGACUCGUGACGCCCAUACUCGCUUCGCUAUUCGCAACUCUCUGCCGAUAGAUGAGCGCGAGCACUUUGGGCAGCACAAGACUGCACAGGCACUGUACACUGCUGUCGUUGCCCGCUACUCCUCGCCGGCCUCUGCCGCUCUAGGCCGUCUCUCUCUUCCCUACCUUUUCCCUGACCUAGCUUCCUUCCACACUGUCGCUGAUCUCAUUACCCACCUCCGCACUAGUGAGGCUCGCUUCCGCGCCGCCAUGCCUGAUGAGUUCCUUGCCAAGAACCCACCCCCGCUCUGGCUCACUCUCUACCACCUAGUCACGCGCCUCCCUGACACUCUGCGCUCAGUCAGGGACCACUUCCUAGCUCGCUGCCCCACCGAGCUCACCAUUGCCCUCCUCGAGAAGGAACUGCUUGCAGCUGAGGCUAGCAUAGUCGCUGUAGGUGCCUCUCGCGGUGACCCCCGUACCCCGUUCUUUGAGAGGUGUUCUCCCUCCCCCCUUCUUCCCUCUGUCGCCUCUGCUGCUGCUGUCGACCUCCUUGGUGCUGAGAAGGUCGGGACUGCGUGUGCUUCGAGUGGGCACCGCAGCGGCAAGGGCAAGGGGGGCAAGGGCGGUGGUGGUGACAGCGGGGGUGGCGGUGGUGGGGGAGGUGGUGGUGGCGGGGGGGGUGGCGCGGGUGGGGGAGGUGGCAGCAGUGGGGGGGGUGGCGGCAGCGGCGGGGGAGGUGGCCGGGGCGGAGGAGGUGGUGGGGGUGGCGGUGGACGAGGCAGCGGCCGGGGUUGGGGUGGUCGAGGAGGUGGUAGCGGCGGUGGUGGUCGUGGAGGCACUGGCGGUGGCCAGGGCCAGCAGCACACUCCGUCGCCCCAGGAGCGUUGCUUCGCUCGUCUGAACGACGCUUGGCGUGUUCAGUUCCCUCAGGCCACUGAGCUGCCCCGCUGGGUUGAUCUCCUGAAGAAGGGGAUUGAUAUUUAUGCUCUAGACUUUGAUGCUAUUCUCACUGCCAUGUAUGUGAUGUCUACUAGUGGAGAGGGUGCUGAGUACCUGAGUGUCCCGCCCGACCCGGGCAUUAGGACUAGUGCGUCUGCCGCUCCAGGUACUCACGUGUCCGCUACCCCAGGUGCUGGUGAGGCUGCUGCUCUAGGUGCGUGUACGUCUGCCCCCCCUAGUACUGUGUCGACUGCAGCACUGCACACCUUCACACUGGACUCAGGCGCUUCUCGCUGCUUCUUUCGUGACCGCACUGCCCUUGAGCCGCUUGCUCGGCCGGUUGCUGUCUCCCUUGCUGACCCCUCUGGGGGUCCGGUCAUUGCGACCUCUUCCACUGUCCUUCCCUGCCCUGCGGUCCCGUCGGGCACACUGUCAGGUCUCCACCUCCCCUCGUUCUCUACGAACUUGGUGGCAGGAUGUGCACUCCAGGACGGGGGUGUUCACCAGCUCACCCCUGCCUACGAGCGCGUGACACACUGCACGUGUGCUCGUACGGGCCGUCACUUGGCUACCUUCACUCGGCAGCCGGGGUCGGACCUUUACACACUGACUACUGAGUCCCCUCAGGUCGCUGCGUCUGCGUCUGCGUCCGCGUCAGGGUCCUCCCUCCCCUCCCACCCUCGCCUGCUCCUCCCUGUCUUCCCUGGUCAGGAGAGGUACUUCCUGAUCGUUGUUGACGACUACUCGCGCUACACCACGGUCUUCCCCUUGCGAGCCAAGGGUGAGGUCCCUGAUGUUUUGAUCCCUUGGAUCCGCAGAGCUCGUCUCCAGCUCAGCGAGCGUUUCCGCUCGGACUUUCCUGUCCUGCGCUUGCACUCUGACAGAGGUGGUGAGUUCUCCUCCGACCUCUUGGCAGCCUACUGUGCUGAGCACGGCAUUGAGCAGUCGUUCACGCUUCCGGCCUCUCCACAGCAGAAUGGGGUUGCGGAGCGCCGCAUUGGCCUGGUCAUGGAGGUCGCUCGUACCUCCUUGAUCCAUGCGGCUGCCCCCCACUUUCUGUGGCCGUUUGCGGUCCGGUACGCUGCGCAUCAGCUCAACCUCUGGCCCCGUGUCUCCUUGCCGGAGACCUCGCCCACACUGCUGUGGACGGGGGAGGUUGGCGAUGCGUCACGUUUCCGGGUCUGGGGAUCUCGAGCUUUUGUCCGCGAUUCGUCUGCGGACAAGCUCUCCUCUCGUGCUGCUCCCUGCGUCUUCCUCGGCUUUGUUCCGGACGUGCCUGGUUGGCAGUUUUACCACGCCACCUCGCGCCGGGUCUUGCCCUCUCAGGACGUCACUUUUGACGAGUCUGUCCCCUACUACCGCCUCUUUCCCUACCGCACUGCCCCGCUCCCACCCCCGCCUCUCUUCCUCGCGCCAGGUGCUGCUGUCGUAGACCCCCUCCCCCCUCAGGGUGCCGCUCCCUCAGGUGUGUCUCAGGUAGACCCGGUCGAGCCUGUUGAGGUUGCUGUCGACUCUCGUCCUGCUGGGGGUGCUGAGCCUGGGGGUGCGGAGACUGGGGGUGCUGAGCCUGGGGGUGCUGACUCUGGGGGUGCUGAGCCUGGGGGUGCGGACUCUGGGGGUGCUGAGCCUGGGGCCUGGGGGUGCUGA
Closterium sp. NIES-65 is the source of this 2754-nucleotide messenger RNA. The record is from the annotation of a GenBank genome assembly. Lineage: Eukaryota; Viridiplantae; Streptophyta; Zygnematophyceae; Desmidiales; Closteriaceae.